GUCGCUAGUGAAGUUGAUGAUGGUGCAUGUAAUGAGGCGUUCACGUUCCCUCCGACGUGAUUGUUUUGCUGCAAGUUGAGUGGACCCUUUUCCAAAUUAUUUGCAUGGUUUGUGUAGUUUGCAAGCGUUUUGAGUAAUGCCACUAAAUUUGAGAGAAUAUUAUCAGGAUAUAAUGCUUUGCUUUUAAUAUAUUCCAGUGAAAUGUUAGGUUUCGUAUUAUCUUCUAGUGUUGCGUUUUUUGUGUCUUCUUGUGAUGCCCUCUGUCGCUUUUACCCAAGUGUAUGAUUUUGUACAUUGCCCUGCCUGUUUAAUUUCAAUGACACAUUCAUAUGCAGCAACUUGGCGCAUUGCAUUCUAGAAAAAUAGUGUUGUAUGGUGGCUUCAUGUCGCCAUGUUGAGCCCAUUGCGUUCAUGGACGACACCUGCAGCCAAUCGGAUAAUUAAUUCAUUUCCUGGAUUAGCCGCAGCGCGCUCUCUGAUUGGCAGAGACCUCUGAUUAGUUUACAUGAGCUCGCCUGCGACCACGCCGACGCCCCCCUAAACCACCCCCUUUCAUUUACGAAGAAGUUUGACGUGAGCAGACUCUAAACCACCUGCUUAAACACCUCAAAAGCUGUGUAAGGGGAAGAGUCGCAACGCAAUUGAACAUUGAUUACGUCGUGAGGAGACUGACUUUCGCGACAGUGGAACGAGAUGGUCGUGCACAUGGACACACUUUCACACAAACCCACGCAAAUGUACACAAACGGUGUACGUUUGCAGACGCCAUCUCCAAGUUAACAUGGCAGUCAGACUGUGCGAUGUGGCUUCUCUGCUUAGAAGUGGUUCGUGGGCGCCUGAGCCUUGGACUGGGCAGGUAAUUGCAGCCAUGGAAUCGCAACUGUCCAACGGGCCGUCGUGCAACAACACAAGCAACGGCCCAUCGACCAUGUCCAACAACUGCUCCUCGCCUGUUGAAUCGAGCAGCAUGGAGGAGAGUAAAACUAACUUGAUCGUCAACUACUUGCCUCAGAACAUGACCCAGGAGGAGCUGAAGAGCUUGUUUGCCAGCAUCGGCGAGAUCGAGUCCUGUAAGCUUGUCCGGGACAAAAUAGCAGGGCAAAGCCUAGGUUAUGGCUUCGUCAACUACGUAGACCCCAAGGACGCAGAGAAAGCCAUCAACACCUUAAACGGCUUGAGACUUCAAACAAAAACCAUUAAGGUUUCCUACGCGCGUCCAAGCUCUGCUUCCAUCCGUGAUGCUAAUUUGUAUGUCAGUGGCUUGCCAAAGACCAUGACUCAAAAAGAACUGGAACAGCUUUUUGCUCAGUAUGGCCGCAUCAUAACCUCACGCAUCCUCGUGGACCAGGUGACCGGACUUUCUAGAGGGGUUGGUUUUAUCCGCUUUGACCGGCGAGUGGAGGCGGAGGAAGCUAUCAAGGGCCUUAACUGCCAGAAACCGCCUGGCGCCACUGAGCCUAUAACAGUGAAGUUCGCCAACAACCCCAGCCAGAAGACUAGCCAGGCGCUGCUGUCCCAGCUGUACCAGUCACCCAAUCGAAGGUACCCAGGACCACUCGCACAGCAGGCACGCUUCAGGCUGGACAAUCUGCUUAACAUGGCUUAUGGCGUUAAAAGCAGGUUCUCCCCCAUGGCCAUCGAUGGGGUGACCAGCCUGGCAGGCAUAAACCUCCCGGGCCACCCUGGCAGCGGCUGGUGCAUCUUCGUCUACAACCUGGCGCCGGACGCCGAUGAAAGCAUCUUGUGGCAAAUGUUUGGGCCGUUUGGCGCUGUCACCAACGUCAAGGUCAUACGUGACUUCAACACAAACAAGUGCAAGGGAUUCGGCUUUGUUACUAUGACAAACUACGAUGAGGCGGCCGUAGCCAUCGCCAGCUUGAAUGGGUAUCGCCUCGGGGACCGCAUGCUACAGGUGUCGUUCAAAACCAACAAAACACAUAAAGCCUGAAAAAAAAAAAACGUUAAUUUUCUACAUUAGUGAACAACUUUGUAAGAUAGCCUCACAAAGAAUAUUCCUAGCGUUUUUGUUGUUUUUUUUUUUUUUUUUGCUUUGAAUCUUUCGAUACAUAAAAGAACGAGUAUAUAGGUUUUGUCGAUCUUUUGCGCCAAGUCUUGUGCGGUGUUGUGAUUUUGUUUUUUUGUGUCCCGAUUGUUUCUGUUGCCUUGAGCGUUUAACUUCCUUUAAACUCUUUUAUCGGGUUUGUUGUAUUAUACUCAUUCUCAUCGUCACUCGGUGAUCGGUCAGUCGACCGCAUAAUGUUGCUUACUGUAAAGUUGUAACGGAGAGAAAGACAAAAAAUAUAUCUCGCCAAAGAGCUAAGAACCUCUUUGGGUUUAAGAAAAAAAGUCUAUUUUUAUAAAAAAAAAAAAAAAUUGGAGUAAACUUUUUACUGAACCUGGAACAAUAAUACAAAUUUAAAAAGUAUUUUGACUUUGACAGAUUUCUUCGUACGACAACCCUUGUGAGCGUAAUGAAGAAAAUUGCAGCCGGGAGACGUUUGUGAUGUGAACAAAAAAAAAAGUUUGUAUUCUCUUUGCUGAUUUCUGUUGUAUUUUUUCAUUUGCUGUUUUGCUAUUUGAUUUUAUGACAAAACUGGGACUCUAAUCUUUCUUUUUGUUUGUUUCAUGGAAGACCCUUAGUUAAGAUGUGUUGCUUGCUUUUGGUAUGUAGAUAGUCUCACUUUGUCCGCAAAAACAUGGUUUUGUUUAUAAUACACAAACAUUAUAGACCUCUAUUUAUGUGGCACAUACAGAACCAGGGUUUUUUCUUGUUAAAUAUAUAGAAAUAUUACUAAUGCAUAUAAACGGUCUUUAAAUGCUUCAAAGGUGUAAUAAAAGUGACAAUUAGGCAACACACUUCAAAACCUUUAAAGAGCAGCGCACUUUAUGCAUUAUAUAUGAAUAUCGUUAUCAUUAUCUGUUAAACUUUUAUGCAUUGUGAUGCCCCCAAUUAGCUAUAAUUAGUUUUUGUACUGUUUUAUUUUUUGUCCAAGGAGUUCGGCCUGCAAAUAUGCUCCCUUCCUUCAUGUGGCUUGAAUGUAAAGAACGCUUCAUUUAGCUGUUUUGUUGUUCGUUGUUGUUGUUGGAAAACAAUAAUUUAAGUAUUUAAAGAAGAGAUGUACUUGUUAUUUAUGUUGUUUUUUUUUUCAGUACUUAAAAGAAACUAUUUGUUGACCCCAAAAUACCCCCAUUUGUUGAGUACAUCAAUAAAUAAGUUUGAAGGGCAAAA
This is a messenger RNA of Nerophis ophidion (straightnose pipefish), 3229 nucleotides long. It is a transcript of the gene elavl2, whose product is annotated as ELAV like neuron-specific RNA binding protein 2. Gene Ontology annotation, cellular component: ribonucleoprotein complex. Lineage: Eukaryota; Metazoa; Chordata; Actinopteri; Syngnathiformes; Syngnathidae. Gene Ontology annotation, molecular function: RNA binding. The transcript has 9 exons. The coding region runs from base 782 to 1948 and encodes 388 amino acids. The record is from RefSeq and is a predicted model, not a curated record.